AUGGAGUUUCUGAAGAACCGUGUGAUGAAGGUGUGCGGCAUCUUGUGUCCGGACAAAAAGCAGAUGUUGGCAAAUGUAAGCCUGAAGAAGUUUGUGGUAGCAUGCUUCUGCAAGGACAGAUGUUCUGAUUCAAAAAGAGGCCAUUAUCAUUGCCCACUCUGCAAUUACCAACUGCUAUCAAGACUGGAAACAUUCAAAUAUCACAUGCAGAGAAUACACGUGUUUCUGCUCUUCAGUGUUUCUGAAAGCAAGGAACCCUCCCAAGAGAAGCUGUCAUGUCAACACUGUGGCACUUCUUUCAGUACAUUCAGCAAUUUAAGAAAGCACUUACGACAAGUGCACAAUAUAAAUACCUUACCAAUGGUGUACAUUGACAGCAAAAAUGGUAUUUAUGUAACACCUAGAUUUGAGCAUGGUCCUUUGUUCCCUAUUCAUGUCAUUAAAUCUACAAACACACCAACAAUUGACUUUUCUGUCUUCACUAACACAAUAGACAAUUGGUGCAAAUUUGGUCGCACAAGGGUCAGUUUUGACUUUGUGUCUGGGAAAUGGAACUGUCAAUGUAGAGGGACCACACGCUCACACGGAUGCAUUCACCGUAUGCUGGCAACAUGGUGGAUAUUUCAGGAGUCCCCACAACUUCUGUUGCACAGCACAGACGUGCAUUCAGACGACACUGAAGAUCUUGAAACAGAGCUCCACGAAACACAGCGUGACUUCAGUAAUUAUGCUUGCAGUGAAGACAAAGUAUUCAAAUGACAGAAUAUUUACAUUUCACCAAGAAAAUUCCACCACCACAAGAAAUAGGGAAAAGAAACCCCCUAACUGCUUCAUACCUGAAGAAAAAAAAAUGUCCAUACUGUCCUGGACCCACACCUCCAGACCUCCUUCAGCAAGAGGUUAUCACAACUCAGGCCACAGUUUAUGGAUACAGUUGCGUACAAAAAGGCAAGUGAUGUUUCUAUAAAUAUUUCUGUCAACAGCUUUACUUUCUAUAUUAAGUUACACAAAGGAAAUCUUUCAAAGUGUUUCACCAGCGGCUUGUUUUCAUUUAAUCAAAAUCUAUUCUGUCUACAGGUGUCUCUGUUGCUGUCAAGCAGUGCCCAGUGUGCAAAUGCUACGUACGAUUUCAGGAAUACAAGUCAGGCUUUCACAGUUUCAGUGACCGUGUAAUCCUGACCCUGCCUUUGUGUCAACUCCUUCUAUCAGCAUUGGCAAAUAAAACAGCUCCAGGGUGCAUGCUGUCAACUUUGUCAUUCUUCAAUGACAAUCGCUUCCAUCACCAGACUGUAAGAAAAGCUUUCUACCAUUUCCUCUCCCUGAUUGAAUUUAAGUUCAAGUUCAGCUGUGCCCAGUGUGGUGACUGGUCAUUAAUGCUGAUGC
Amphiprion ocellaris (clown anemonefish) is the source of this 1383-nucleotide messenger RNA. RefSeq lists its product as uncharacterized. Lineage: Eukaryota; Metazoa; Chordata; Actinopteri; Pomacentridae. Bases 1 to 759 code for a protein of 252 amino acids. The record is from RefSeq and is a predicted model, not a curated record. The transcript is spliced from 5 exons.